Molecule: messenger RNA, 4714 nt
Organism: Anguilla rostrata (American eel)
Lineage: Eukaryota; Metazoa; Chordata; Actinopteri; Anguilliformes; Anguillidae
Product: trafficking kinesin-binding protein 1-like
Exons: 16
Coding region: 390-2861 (823 amino acids)
Biological process (GO): vesicle transport along microtubule; protein targeting; endosome to lysosome transport
Cellular component (GO): mitochondrion; cytoplasmic vesicle; dendrite
Molecular function (GO): GABA receptor binding; myosin binding
Source: RefSeq, a predicted model, not a curated record
AAGCUGCCAAGCUGGACGUCACCGAUUCGCUCCGCCCCUCCACGCCCCCCUCAGAACCCGGUGGCGUACCGGCAGCGCUCGGCCAGGAGGAGCAAUAUGUGAGCGAGGGCGUGUCAUUGGAGGAGGCACCGGGUGACAUCAUCUACAGGGACGCCGGGACCAUUACAGAUGUGUGUAACAGCACUGACCUUCCAGAGGUGGAGAUCAUCAGCCUCCUGGAGGAGCAGCUGCCUCUCUACAAGCUGAGGGCGGACACCAUUUUCGGGUAUGACCACGACGACUGGCUGCACACGCCCCUCAUCUCCCCUGACGUCAGCAUCGACCUCACCACCGAGCAGAUCGACGAGACGCUCAAGUACUUCUUGCUAUGUGCUGAAAGAGUGGGCCAGAUGACUAAGACAUACAAUGACAUCGAUGCUGUCACACGUCUGCUUGAAGAGAAAGAGCGGGAUUUGGAGCUGGCCGCCCGGAUUGGCCAGUCGCUCCUGAAGAAGAACCGGACUCUCACGGAGCAGAACGAGUUCCUGGAGGAGCGGGUGGGGAUCGUUCGGGACGAGAUCGCACAGCUGCGCCACGAGCUCUCCAUGAAGGAUGAGCUCCUCCAGUUCUACACCAGCACCGCGGAGGAGAGCGAGGGAGAGUCCGCCAGCUCCACCCCAUUACGGCGAAACAAAUCUGUGCCAAAUUACUUCCCCAUGGACUCCCUGCAGAGGAAGCUCAAAGACCUUGAGGAGGAGAACAUCGUACUCAGAUCAGAAGCCUGUCACCUGAAGACCGAAACGAUCUCGUACGAGGAGAAGGAGCAUCAGCUUGUGAACGACUGCGUGAAAGAGCUCAGGCAGUCCACCCUCCAGAUCUCCUCCAUCGCCGAGGAGCUGGCCCGGAAGACGGAGGACGCUGCCCGCCAGCAGGAGGAGAUCACGCACCUCCUGUCCCAGAUUGUGGACCUUCAGAAGAAGGCCAAAUCUUAUUCGGUUGAAAACGAGGAGCUCAGCCAGCAUUUGGCGGCAGCAAAAGAUGCCCAGCGGCAGCUCACCGCUGAGCUGCUGGAGCUGGGGGAGAAGUACGCUGAGUGCGUGGAGAUGCUCCACGAGGCUCAGGAGGAGUGUAAGAACCUGAGGAACAGGGUGUUCCCCAACAGCACCCCCCGCCGCGUGCACCCCCUCGGCCUCUUCCCCCUGGACUCCCUGGCCGCAGAGAUUGAAGGCACCAUGAGGAAGGAGAUGCAGCUGAACGACCCUGAAAUGGAAGAGCAGAAGACCCACCACAAGCGCGUGUUCGAGACCGUUAAGAACAUAAACCAGACGGUGAUGCUGCGCUCGCCGGCCUCCUCGACCGCGAACAUCCCGGGUUCCAACCAGCCGUCCUCGCUGAACUCCGGCACGCCCCCGUCCAGCUGGUACGCCGGUGACCUCAGCAGCGUUGGCAUCGGCAACCGCUCCAGCGGCGUAAUCCUGGAGUCCCCCGACAGCAGCAUGGACGACUCCAAUAAGAAUCCGGGCGCUCAGAGCUCCCGGGACCUGGAGCUGGCCCUGCGGCGGCUGUCCCUGCGGCGGGAGAACUUCCUGAGCGAGCGGCGCUUCUUCGAGCGGGACCGCGGGCGCAAGCUGCGGGAGCUGUCGGAGAGCGGCGGGGGGCGGAGCGGCGCCCUCACACCCAUCGAGAGCAUCAUGUCCCUGGGGACCCACCCCUCCGGCCUGGUGGGCUACUCCCUGGUCAGCCGCUCCUACCUGCCGGACAAGCUGCAGAUCGUCAAGCCCCUGGAAGGCUCGGCCACUCUGCACCAGUGGCAGCAGCUGGCACAGCCCAACCUGGGUGGCAUCCUGGACUCUCGGCCAGGCGUGGUGCCCAAGGGCUUCCGCCCGCUGGAGCUGGACCUGGAGGAGGUCUACCAGUUCUCCGACUUCGAGGAGGACGAGCCCGGCGAGCUGUUCUUCCAGAACCUUCCGACGUCUGGCCCCGUUCCCCCGCUCUGCCGCAGCCGCGCCUCCUCUUGCUCCUCCUCCUCCAGCAGCAUCAACAACAACAACCAUCCUGUGGCUCAUGAGCCCGCAGCGCCUUAUUACCCAGGCAAAUGCAUGUCUCACACCAGCUCCACGUACACCUUCACCACCUGCCGCAUCCUGCACCCCUCUGACGAGCUGACGCGAGUCACCCCCAGCCUUAACGCGGGGCUCACAUCCUCCUGCAUCAUGAGCAGCAGCCGGAGGUCCACCCCCGCGGCCACGCCCUGCACCCCGCGCCGCCUCAGCCUGGCCGAGUCCUUCACCAACCUGCGUGACUCCACGAAGACCACCAGCACCUCCCUGGGCCUGGUGCGCCUCCUGCAGGAGAGGGGCAUCUCCGCAGCGGUGUACCACCCGCAGAGCUGGGACCGGGCCGGCAGCGGGGCCGCGCCCAGGCCCUGCCCGGCCCCCAGGGCCCCCGACGCCCCGCCCUCCACCCCGCCCAACUCUCCCACCGGCCCAGUCGCGGCCGCCGCCGCCAGCUCCAACGCCGACGCCCCCUUCGACUUCCGCGCCCCCAGCCCCCCCUACGACAACUUCCUGGCGUCCAAGCCGGCGCGCUCCAUCCUGCGCGAGGUGGCGGCGGAGUCGCGGGGGCGCGCCGACUGCGAGAGCCAGACCGACGUCAGCGUCUUCAACCUCAACCUGGUGGACAAGGUGCGGCGCUUCGGGGUGGCGGGGCCCGCCCCCGCGCUGGGGCCCCUGAGCGGCCUGCACCAGCUCAACGCCGGCAUGCGCCGCAACCGCACCUACCCGGCCAUGGUGGGGGCCAGCAUGGCCAUGAAGGACCCGGGGCCCGAGAGCGGGGAACUCAUCCUGGACUCCAAGCUGCCCAAACAGACCAGCCUCAAGUGACGGACAGGUCCCAGCCCCGCCCCCUCCCACAUCCGCGCUCUUCCAGUGACCUACCCACGCUGUGCCUGUUACAGACACUCUUUAUACGGCUCAUUUUCUACAAAUCCACCCCUCUCCCUGUCCUGCAGUAUCCACCACCACCGUGUAUUCUCAUCUCACGUGUCUGCUCAGGAGGCUUUGCUCUGGAGGAGCGCGUAAGCACGUGUACAGCAGCACAGGGCCUCUGAAGUAUUUCCAUGAACAUCAGAGAAGUUCGGGGUCUGCGACGCAUCCAAAUAAAGCACUUUUAUUUCCGUGGUCAGACGCGGAGGGAAUCAAGCUUUUCUCUGUUUCAUUUCCUCUCCAUCGCUCACCAUCUCCAUCUCCAUCCCUCUACAAUUCAGCCGUUCACGCGUAAAAAAUAUUACUCAUAAUGAGCGAGUCUAAUCAUGUAUGUAUUAUAUGUAUAUAUUAAAUGGGAGGUACUCGGAGUCAAGAAAAUUAUAUAAAAUUAUAUAAAUAAGUAUAUAAAAAUGUCCCCAAUGUUUGGUGACUAGGCUUUUAUAUGGUGUGGAUAGUACAAUGGCCCAGACAGAUGUUGUUGAGUUGACUGGUAUUCCAGGUUGUGGUGCCCUCUGCUGGGAUGGUUUGGAAUCGUUGGUUUAAAUGUCGACUGUUACAUCCUAUCGUGCGGUAAGAGGGCUGGCGUGGUGAGACUGAACCAAAGCAGUAGUGCCUGAUCAUUCCAGCAGUUCAUUCCGUCCUUGAUGUGGAUGCAGUCUGGUCGUCUGCCAAGCCAAACCACAAGAGCGUUUGCACCGACAGUUCUAAAGUGGCUUUACGAGGGACUCCCAUGAAUUGAUUCGACCCAGCUCUAAAUUAUAUAACAUAUUAGGCUCUGUAAUUAAGCAGAAAAGCACACAUGAAGUUUGCAAGCGUUUUGCAAAAUAAUCAAACAAAAAUGAAUCGGCUGAUCCUUUCUUAUGUAUGCACUCAUCAGCGAUAACUUGAAUUUUUCUUCUGAAUGUAUUUAGUGUCCGCAGAUAUGCUCAUUGUACUGCAUUUUAAAGUUCUGCAUUUCAAUGGUUUUACCACAUUUCUCAUCCAAGGGAAGUAUGCUACUUUUGCAAUCCUCAAUGGUAAGUAUGCAAUACUUUUUCAAUGACAAUAGAAGUAGAAAGGAACCAAGCAAGACUUGCGCUAUAACACAAAAAUUAUUGCAUUGUAACCUUCAGGAACUUUAAAUACUGUCCUUCAUAAGUUAUCAAUAAAGAAUAUUGAUAUGGUUUCCCUCAUUCUCUCCUAGUUAUUUACUCAGCAUUUAAUUUCAGUGUAUACAGAAGGGUUCUCUUGUCUCUUUGUGGCACCUGCUGUCUGUCUGCAUCAACUGUGCAAUAAGUGUACUCCUCAAAAAAUGUGCUGCAUCAAGACUACAUUUUGAAGUAGAGGAUGUUGCAGUGAUAAGACAGACUUAAACAUAGGGAUGGGCUCUCCACACUAGGAGUGGAGAAAAGAAGGAACAUUUGGGGAUAAAACGUUAAAAGAAAGUCAAACAGACAUGAGAAUGGCACCAAACAGACUAAUCAGAUCUAAUAAUAGCAAGAUGAGGGCCAUGGUCAGAGGCAGAGCUUCUUUGAAAUAUUUUUUGCCUAUUUCCACAGAUAAACCUCAGUGAAAACUUACGUGUUUUCACCACAAGAUGGCACUCUUUUACAGCAGUUUAUGUUCAAUAAUUAAUUUUUGUUCAUAUCAGAAUUGUAUGGUAAUUUGUCAACCUUCAGAAUGCAAGUGAAUGCAACGUGUGGUCGGUUCACUGUAAUGCACUUUAAGAUCACUGGAUGUAGAUCGCUAUGUAAAUAAAAUAUACUCCAUUA